This is a messenger RNA of Pistacia vera, 1671 nucleotides long. Its product is annotated as PAP-specific phosphatase HAL2-like. The transcript is spliced from 3 exons. Bases 81 to 1478 code for a protein of 465 amino acids. The record is from RefSeq and is a predicted model, not a curated record. Gene Ontology annotation, biological process: phosphatidylinositol phosphate biosynthetic process; sulfate assimilation. Gene Ontology annotation, molecular function: 3'(2'),5'-bisphosphate nucleotidase activity. NCBI's taxonomy places the organism in Eukaryota, Viridiplantae, Streptophyta, Magnoliopsida, Sapindales, Anacardiaceae.
AAUUACAGCGUCACCAAUCAUCAGAAACCACACAAAACAGAGGACCAACAAAGAGUCAUUUGCUAGUCAAUUAAGUUAAGAUGCCUUUAAAUUGUUCAAGUCUUGUAACCCAAUUGCCAUUUAUCCAAACAACAAGACGAUUAUUAAAUCCCCACCAUGUAAAAUUUCACUCCUCCUCUUCUUUGUUCAGUUUCCAACACAUCACAAUAUGCAACCAAUACAAAAACAAAACAUCCCACGUCGUUUCUUUGUCCAAGUUUGAUACAAACUAUUCUGUUUCUUCUUCAAUAAUGGAGGAGGAGGAGCAGCACGAAAGUCUCACUCUUGAUAAGUCUUUAGAGGCUAAGUACUCUAAAGAAUUGGAUGUUGCUGUGAGAGCUGUGCAGAUGGCUUGCUUUCUUUGUCAAAAAGUGCAGGAAAAUUUCAUUUCUAAGAGUAAUAAUCAGGUCCACUCUAAGGAUGAUAAUUCUCCUGUUACAGUUGCAGAUUGGAGUGUCCAAGCAACUGUUAGCUGGCUACUUUCUGAGUCAUUUGGGAGUAAAAAUGUGUCAAUCGUUGCUGAAGAAGAUGUCCAAAGUCUGUCCAAGGCUGAGGCAGCUGGCCUGUUAGAAGCUGUGGUGAAAACUGUGAAUAACUGUUUAGCUGAAGCACCACGAUUUGGGCUCCAAGGUCCACUGAUUCCCCUUGGGACCUCGGAGGUUCUUGAAGCAAUCAGUCGAUGCAACUCAAACGGGGGCCCUAAAGGAAGAUUUUGGGCACUUGAUCCUGUUGAUGGCACGUUGGGGUUUGUACGUGGAGAUCAGUAUGCUGUUGCUUUAUCAUUGAUAGAAAAUGGAGAACCUGUGGUUGGAGUUCUUGGGUGCCCCAACUACCCGAUGAGGAAAGAAUGGCUGAGUUAUCAUCACCGCUAUCACAGAAUUAUAUCCAAAUUGACCCCACCCACAUCUGAAUCUUGGGACAAAGGUUGUGUGAUGUAUGCAAGGAGAGGUAGUGGAGAGGCUUGGAUUCAGCCUUUGAUCCAAGGAAAUAAGAAGCUGGUGUGGCCAAACUCUGCAAGGCCAGUUAAUGUUUCCUCCAUAGAGAAUCCGGCACUGGCAACUUUCUGUGAACCAGUUGAGAAGUCAAAUUCAAGUCACUCCUUCACCGCAGGACUAGCUCACAGUGUUGGUGUUAGGAAGCAACCACUACGUGUAUACAGCAUGGUGAAGUAUGCAGCCAUAGGUCGCGGGGAUGCUGAAAUAUUUAUGAAGUUUGCAAGGUCUGGAUACAAGGAGAAGAUAUGGGAUCAUGCAGCCGGCGCUGUUAUCAUCGAAGAAGCUGGAGGUGUGGUGACUGAUGCAGGAGGACGUCCACUGGACUUCUCAAGGGGCAUAUACGUAGAAGGACUCGAUAGAGGCAUAAUUGCUUGUGCUGGAGCCAAACUUCAUGAAAAAAUCAUCAAGGCUGUUGAUGCUAGUUGGGACUCCUCUAGUCUAUAAACUUAUGCUUUAUAAAAUCAACAAUAACAAACCACAUUUCCAUUAUAAUGAAUUUUGUUUUGGUGUAUGUGUAUAGGCUUGUAGAAAUCAGCCUUAUUUAUAUUCUAUUUGUGUAGCAGCAGCUCUUUUGUAAAGUCUCUUAGAAUAAUGAACUGCUUAAAUGAUAGGGAUAAAUCCCUUCUUUUUUUUUUUU